Monopterus albus (swamp eel) is the source of this 4359-nucleotide messenger RNA. It is a transcript of the gene znrf3, whose product is annotated as zinc and ring finger 3. Gene Ontology annotation, molecular function: hyaluronic acid binding. Gene Ontology annotation, biological process: cell adhesion. The record is from RefSeq and is a predicted model, not a curated record. Bases 661 to 3117 code for a protein of 818 amino acids. The transcript is spliced from 9 exons. NCBI's taxonomy places the organism in Eukaryota, Metazoa, Chordata, Actinopteri, Synbranchiformes, Synbranchidae.
UUACCCAGCAGGCUUCACGCAUUUCACAACGAGGCUGCGAGGUCACUACCUGGGCUCUCUUUGGGGAGUUUGUCUGGUUUAUCGGUUAGUUUUGAACAAAUGCCCCCUUUUAAAUCACAAAAGCUCGUUUUAAUAGUCGGAAAUGUUUGUUUUUAUUGACAGUAAGUUGCCAAUGCGUAAACAACGCACGCGUCCCGCCGCCUGUAGCCGUCGCUGUUUGGAGUUGCAUGUUGAAUGUUUAAGCUACAUGCAGCUUUUUUUAAAGCUUUUAAAACAAAUAUACAAAAGUAUUGGGAAGAAGCCUCCGUGCCCAUCUUUUCCUCCGUGGCCACAACAUGACAAGUGCAGCGGGCUGGAGCUGCUCAUGGGUCAGACAUCCAACUGUCCAGUCCCUUGUGACCAGCUUGAUGUCACCUCAUUAUAAAGGAGUUCUCUAAGGUUUGAUUGCUUGUAAUAGCAACUGAAGAAAAUGACAGUGUCACUGUAGGAAUGAAGUCUCAGUGCCUAUGAAGUACGGUAGCUGCUGCAGUGUGGCCUGACACUGACCAAACUGCUGAGCUCCAUCAGCUCAGUUCAUGGAGGGAGGACAGGUUAUAAUGCAACCUGUAGAGAGAGUGUCCUGGCAUUUCUGCAGCACUCCACCGUGAGCCGGUGCAUGUGAUGCAUCCUUUGGGUUUAUGUAAUAAUAACGAUGAGGAGGACCUAUAUGAGUACGGCUGGGUUGGAGUGGUGAAGCUGGAACAACCUGAGCUGGAUCCCAGUUGUCUCACCGUGCUGGGAAAGGCGAAGAGAGCAGUGCAGCGGGGAGCCACAGCCGUCAUCUUCGACGUGUCCGAGAACCCCGAUGCCAUCGACCAGCUCAACCAGAUCGCUGAGGAUCCUCUGAAGAGGCCGGUGGUUUACGUGAAGGGCAGCGACGCUGUCAAGCUGAUGAACAUUGUCAACAAGCAGAAAGUGGCUCGUGCUCGGAUUCAACACAGACCACCGAGGCAGCCCAUGGAAUAUUUUGACAUGGGCAUCUUCCUGGCGUUCUUCGUGGUUGUGUCACUCGUGUGCCUCAUUCUGCUCAUCAAGAUCAAACUCAAGCAAAGAAGAAGCCAGAGCUCGAUGAACAGAAUGGCCAUCCAGGCUCUGGAAAAGAUGGAGACACGGAAGUUCAAGGCCAAAGGAAAGGGCCAGCGUGAGAGCAGCUGUGGAGCCUCGGAUUCUCUGAGCAGCAGCUCCACCUCUGACUGUGCCAUCUGUCUGGAGAAGUACAUUGAUGGGGAGGAGCUGCGGGUUAUUCCCUGUGCUCACAGAUUUCAUAAAAAGUGUGUCGACCCCUGGCUGCUCCAGCAUCACACCUGUCCCCACUGUAGACACAACAUCAUUGAGCAAAAGAAGGGAAAUCCCGGACCAGCAUGCAUGGACCCUGGCAACCCAGUGCACAGCCGACAGCGGGUGGUGCUGCCAGUCCAUUAUCCUGGCAGAGUGCACCGAGCUGGCCAGGUGACUGCCUACCCAACCAGAACCAGCAUGGACCCCCAUGGCAACCCCAUCACCAUGCUCACUGUGGACCAGCACCCAGAUCCCCAAGGUCUAUACCCACCCCAGUCAACGUCUGCCUUUCUUCGGAGCUACCACCCCGCCCUCCAUCUGGACCACUCACUCAACCCUCACCACUGUGGAUUAGAGCACCGCGGGCCUCCCGCCUACCCGGCACAGCCACAUCAUGCCGCCUUUAAACGACCCAAGUUCCAUGGUCGAAACUUCUCCCGUGCAGCUUGCUUUUCACAAUAUGAGACUAUGUACCAGCACUACUAUUUUCAGGGGUUGACUUUCCCGCAGCAGCCUGAGGGUGGCCAAGGGCCUCCAGUGGCAGGGCAUCUUGGUGCAGGAGGGGUCCAUAAGGGCCACCACAGCAGGGCCUUUCAACAGGGGCUGUUAUACCCCACAGUGGUACACAUGGCACCUGCCUCUUCUUCAAGGAUAGGCGAUAAUGGCAGCAUUUCUGGCCUGAGCUGUUACCAUGGCCACCGUUCAGUCUGCAGUGGUUACCUUGCUGACUGCCCUGGUAGUGACAGCAGCAGCAGCAGCUCAGGCCAGUGCCACUGUUCCUCCAGCGAUUCCAUGUUGGACUGUACUGAGGUCAGCAACCAGGGGGUGUACGGGAGCUGCUCUACCUUUCGCAGCUCGCUGAGCAGUGAUUACGAUCCUUUCGUCUACCGAAGUAAGAGUCCGUGUAGGGGCUCUGCAGGGGAAGCAGGAGCUGCAGCUUGCAUGGUUCCUGCCGAGGACUCAUCAUCCCUUGCUCCUUUGGGACAUGACUGCCUCCAGCUCCCUCCUGGAGCUUCGGGAUAUAACUCGGGGGACCAUCUCUCCAACUGCAGUUUGGAGCCCAACCACAGCAGUCGCUCAUCACUGGAACCCAGGGAUAACAGCAACACUAGCACUACCUCAGCUGGGGCUCCAGAGGCUACUGGAACAGACAAGAGCAAAAGAGCGCAGGAGGAGUCAGGGGAGCUUGGAGCUACAGCCUGUAGCUGCUGCUUUGAGGUGCUUCCUCCCAAUGUGGAGUGCAAAGCCCAGGACUCGGACCAAGCUGGGCCUCUGGCCUCUGGACGCUGUUACAUGGGAGUGGACUUUCAGAGCUCCGCCACCAAGAACUAUUUUACUUCAGAGCACAUGUGCCCUUCCUCGGAGCAGGUGGGCUAUGAAGGGCUGCCUUGCUGCUUCUACAAAGAGAUGAAGGUCCACAGGGCCACAGCAGGGCGCUACACUGAGGACUAUGCUGUUAAUGUGCAGUAUGCACAUGCAGAAUCAGAGGCCUGCUCUGGACAGGGCUGCUGUGAACUCAACCAGCGAAUACCCAUAAUUCCUGAGGACACAGAUUGUGAAUUAGGCACAGCGGCAGAGACCCAGGGUAAUUUACUGCCCAUGAGUGUCACAGUGGAGGCAGAGGUGUGGACAGGGGAGCGACAUGAGCCCAGGGAGGGGUACUUCACCUCAGGACAAUUUAGAGGUCAGUCAUACCCUCAGGAGGAGGAGGCCAGAGCUUUGUUCCACCCUCAGCUCACUGCAAGCGCCGUUGCACUGGGAAGCAAUACUUCGACAAAUGAGGGAGGUCUGGGUAUAUGAAUGUAAGCCCAGAGCGAAGAGACUCAGUCAAAAGCAUGUAUUUGGUACCAUAACAGUCAGUCAUUGGGUAAAUCUCAAUUCCCUUACUUGCUUCUUAGUCUCGCCCAUGUAAAAUGCGUGGAAAAGAUCCAAGAAUAAAAUGCAAGGAGAGAGGAAUCAAGGAAAUGAGUUUUCAUAGACAUAAGACUUUACUCUGAUUCUUCAUCUGGCGUGUCCAAUCACCAACUGAUUUCUGAUAAAGGGAUGUGUUGGUCCUUAAAGACUUGUGUGAGGUAUGGUCUCUUGGAUCUUUGCUCGUGGUUCCUCCAGGCGGUCUCCUUAAGCCUGAUUUAUACUUCUGCAAAUGUUAACGUUCCAACUUUGCUCAAACAGCAAAGUGCAGAAAAAAUAGAAGUCGGGAAAUGGAAAUGGCAGAGAUUUUGAGCCAGGUUUAAGCGCUGUUAUAAUUUGUCUUAGGACUGGUAUUAUGCCACUUUAUUAUGGGUUAUUCCUUUCAGGUGAGAAAGUAACCAUUUAGAUUGAGAAUAGAUGGCCAGUCUAGCCAAGUAUUGCCAGUUUAGAAAUUUGCAUCAACAUUUUUGGAGAUGCGAGUGCCCGCUAGCGGACCAAUUAGCAGGCAGCUACGUCUCGGUCGGAGCAGAGUCAGAUCUACCAAUCGGCACGCAGGGCGAGCAGUUCCACACAACAUGUAGUUGAGAUUUGGGAAGUGUGCGCGUCGACCUAUCUGCAUCCAUCAGCGGCCUACAUUUACCCAUAAACUCCUUCGCUGUAUAGGUACACAUUGACGCCUACAAGUAGUCGCAGACGGUUAUAAAUUAACAAUUAGUCCUCGAUCAUCACUCCUCAGGAUAAGAGCUUUUGUCAUCCUUCAAGAUGGCAGACCGGGAUGACCCCCAGGUUGGUUGAGGAUUGACGAGUGAGGAAAGAGCUAAUGAAGGAAUUGGGAUUUACCCAUGGAAACCCUCAGUUGCCUUGUUCUAACCUUGCUCUCUGAGCACUGAAUGUUAACACCUUAGAUUGUUCUACUGAAAUGACCUGCCGCUUCUAGAUGUACGUUGUAUCAAGUUCCUUCCUGUGGCCACAAACGUCUCAGCGUCAAACUGUUACGAUAGCACUGAGACAAAGUGAUACUAAAAAUAUGAACGGGGGAUUUUAACUAGAAGUAGGUUGGUACUGGCACCUACACGCACCAGCCACUUUAUUAGGUGCACCUGUACAAUUGUACGCAAUUCAAUGCAACAC